ACCAAGCUCACAGAGCCUCAUCGCAUUCCUCUCACUUCUUCACCAGCAACAUCCAAAGCGAAGAACAAGAAUCGAAACCCGCGUUUUGCCUUAUCGAUCAGCUAUCAAUGGGGGCGAAGAACUUCAAGUACGUGAUCCUCGGCGGCGGUGUCUCAGCUGGAUAUGCAGCUCGGGAGUUUGCCAAACAGGGCCUUAAGCCAGGCGAACUAGCGGUCAUUUCCAAAGAGGCGGUUGCUCCCUAUGAACGUCCUGCACUCAGCAAGGCUUAUAUCUUCCCCGAGUCUCCUGCUAGACUUCCUGGGUUUCAUGUCUGCGUUGGAAGUGGAGGAGAGAGAUUGCUUCCUGACUGGUACAAGGAGAAAGGGAUAGAAUUGAUUCUCAACACUGAAAUAGUUAAAGCCGAUCUUCCUGGGAAGACUCUUGUCAGUGGAUCUGGGGAAUCCUUCAAGUACCAGACUCUCGUCAUUGCCACUGGCUCAUCUGUUAUAAGAUUGACAGAUUUUGGUGUCAAAGGAGCUGAUGCCAAAAACAUCUUCUAUUUGAGAGAAAUUGAUGAUGCCGAUAAACUCUACGAAGCAAUUAAGUCAAAAAAGAAUGGGAAGGCUGUGAUUGUUGGAGGAGGGUACAUUGGUCUCGAGCUUGGUGCAGUUUUGAAAAUUAACAAUUUAGAUGUUAAAAUGGUCUACCCUGAACCAUGGUGCAUGCCUCGACUUUUCACUUCUGGUAUUGCUGCUUUUUAUGAGGGCUAUUAUCAAAACAAAGGAGUUAAAAUCAUCAAGGGAACAGUUGCGACUGGAUUUACUGCUGACUCAAAUGGAGAGGUCAAGGAAGUGCACCUAAAGGAUGGCACCGUGCUUGAAGCUGACAUCGUUGUUGUUGGUGUUGGGGGCCGGCCCCUGACAACAUUGUUCAAGGGACAAGUCGAAGAGGAGAAAGGCGGCAUUAAGACGGAUGCAUUCUUCAAAACAAGUGUUCCGGAUGUAUAUGCUGUUGGCGAUGUCGCCACUUUUCCUUUGAAGUUGUACAAUGAGAUUAGAAGAGUUGAGCAUGUCGAUCAUGCACGCAAAUCUGCUGAGCAGGCUGUAAAGGCCAUCAAGGCAAGCGAGGAGGGGAAGACAGUUGAGGAAUACGACUACCUUCCAUACUUCUAUUCGCGCUCCUUCGAUCUUUCAUGGCAAUUCUACGGUGACAAUGUUGGUGAAACCGUGCUCUUUGGAGACAGUAAUCCCGCGACACCAAAGGCGAAGUUUGGAACAUACUGGAUUAAAGACGGGAAGGUGAUCGGAGCAUUUCUGGAAGGCGGCACACCCGAGGAAAACCAGGCUAUUGCCAAGGUUGCAAAGGCCCAACCUCCGGUUGCGAGUUUAGAUCAGCUUGCUGCGGAAGGUCUCUCUUUCGCUUGUAAGAUCUAAACCUUCAUGUGGUUGGAAAAAUAAAUGGUUUUGUUGUUUGUGAGUGAUAGCUUUUGCUUUGGUUUUCAUCGGGUGGUUUCCAUAUUGUAAUUUGGGAUUUUAGUUGCAUGAAUUUCUUAUCGUUCAAAGUUUACAUAGGUUCUUGUUAUUUGUAGUUGUUAAAAGAGUGUUAAGAAUUUUUGACAAAAAUAAAAUACAAUAUAUAACGAAUGGUUAUUGCA
Molecule: messenger RNA, 1633 nt
Organism: Pyrus x bretschneideri (Chinese white pear)
Lineage: Eukaryota; Viridiplantae; Streptophyta; Magnoliopsida; Rosales; Rosaceae
Product: monodehydroascorbate reductase
Exons: 9
Coding region: 108-1412 (434 amino acids)
Cellular component (GO): cytoplasm
Molecular function (GO): oxidoreductase activity, acting on NAD(P)H; flavin adenine dinucleotide binding
Source: RefSeq, a predicted model, not a curated record